UUCUGACAAUCAGUCUACAAUCUGUGCCACGUGGAAAGGAAGGUGUUGGAAAUUUAAGAGGACGGGUCUCCUCGAGAGAACAACAACGGCACCACCCGUGCUUGUAGUAUCGGCAUCCAUCAAUUUCAUAAUGCGUCUUCUUGCUUCAGCGUCAACUUUGCUCACUGCUCUGAUAGCAGUGACCAGUGGGUCAUUUCUAUCUUCUAGAAGAGAGAUAGCACUGUGUCUCUGCGAAGAUGAAGCAUGGGAUAUCACAAGACGAUGGCUCAGCGUCUUCUCAACCCCUGGCGUUUCUAGCAAGGCGGAGCUGGCGACUAUCGUUUCUCAAAAUCUCACGAGCUACGACGACGCAUUCGGUCCUCCAACCAUUGGAAUCGAUGGACUCUGGGCCGCCCUGACAGCACCUGGCAACGCCACGACAGCCAACGUGACGCAGACGCCCAACUUUAUCCUACAUACAUGCGACCAGAUUGCGUACAACUGGCAGUACACCGCUGUGACAACUGGCUAUAAUUCAACGGUAACGGUGGGAACACCAGUUGCCUUUACCGGGAAUGAUAUCAUCCGGGUUGAUCUGGCGACCAGGCUGAUAACUAAUGCCACGUCCGCUGGAAAUUGGAUUGUACUCGCUGGCCAAUUAGGGGAUUCAUGUACUGUCUGAUGAUGUUCUUCUCAUCUCCGCCGAACGGCCCCUCUAUCAUCUGAUAUGUUGGGCCUAUUUUCGUUGCACUCAAGGCCUACUUAAAGUAGCUUGAAUCUCGCAAGCCAAUACGGAACCAUCCUUCAUUCGAUCCGACCAUAGAAUACUCUUGAUUGUCUGAGAUAUUCACAUGUCGUGAAUGGAAACUAGGCGAAGUCCUUAGCAAGUGAUGUUAUGCACUGGCACUGAAUGAUCCACGAUUGCCUCGAUUCACCAGCACCAAGUUGCUGAAGUAUGAAACAAACCAAGUAUAAAGACUUAAUUCAUGACCACACUCACAUUGGCCCUGAGAAAGAGCGUCAAUCACUUCUAACCUAACAGGAAUAAUG
This is a messenger RNA of Colletotrichum acutatum, 1029 nucleotides long. RefSeq lists its product as uncharacterized. The transcript is spliced from 2 exons. NCBI's taxonomy places the organism in Eukaryota, Fungi, Ascomycota, Sordariomycetes, Glomerellales, Glomerellaceae. The record is from RefSeq and is a predicted model, not a curated record. Bases 131 to 661 code for a protein of 176 amino acids.